This is a messenger RNA of Spodoptera exigua (beet armyworm), 4491 nucleotides long. The record is from the annotation of a GenBank genome assembly. NCBI's taxonomy places the organism in Eukaryota, Metazoa, Arthropoda, Insecta, Lepidoptera, Noctuidae.
UGGCAAUGAAGGAUUUUCGUUUCGUCGCAUUGGCAAACUCACAAAACUGAUAAUUUUAGAAUUUCGUGUUUCUUUUAACCGAAAUAAUUUGAACAUUUCUGGUUUUUGCAGUUUUUAUUUACUUUAUAUCUACAUUUACAAUUUUCAAAUCAAUCGCAUUCUUUUAAAAACUGUUAUUUUAAAGUGAUUGAUUUGACUCUUGUAGUGAAACAAAUUUCAAACGUUACAGUCUGAAGUGUGUAGCUAGCUCGAUAUAACUGUCAAUCUGGGUGUAGAAAUUUAUUUUGUAAUUUUCACCGGUUCUCAUGUGUAAUUUCUCAAUGUGUUAGACUAUUUUUGAACAAAGGUUCUUCGAGAAAUAAUGUUAUUUAGUGUAUGUGGUGCUUAAAAUUGUGCGAAAAUGGAUGACGGUACAAUAAAGAUUCAAUCCGGAAUUAAUAUCAACAUAAAAAGAACAGAUGGCCGGAUCCAUUCAGCGAUCGUCUCCGGUAUCAACUUGGAGACGAGGUCAGUUACAGUGGAAUGGUACGAACGAGGCGAGACCAAGGGCAAGGAGGUGGAGAUUGAUGCCAUCUUAGCCCUCAACCCGGAGCUUGCAGUCGGCCCCAGGCAUCACACGCCACACCUACAGCCGAUGCCCAACAAAUUAGCCAGGGACAUGACGCGACAAUCAAUUCCGGUGGCGACAAAAGCAGCUCCGUCGAGGGUGACACGCAACAAUCAGAUGCGGUUGUCCAACGCGGCCGGUGCGUACACGAACGGUCACGGCGGCGACACGACGGGCCGGCGCGGCGCCGAGAACGUGCCGCCGCCACAACAACCGCCCCAGCCCACACCUACCAACACAAGGAUCACGCAGCAGUUCACGGCGAGUAGUGUAGCCGGGGGCGGGGCGGCGGCGCGGCCGGCGGGCGUGUCGUCCACGGUGUCGGUGCCGCACGCCGUGGCGUCCGGCGCCGUGCGACGCUCCAAUGUAGUCAAGGAAGUCGAGCGGCUCAAGGAGAACAGGGAGAAGAGGCGACAACGACAGGCAGAGCUAAAGGAGGAAAAGGAAGCGUUAAUGAACAUGGACCCUGGCAAUCCAAACUGGGAGUUUUUGGCAAUGAUUCGCGAGUAUCAGAAUAGUAUCGAAUUCCGGCCGCUGACGGGCAAUGAACCUGUGGAGGACCAUCAGAUCACAGUCUGCGUCAGAAAGAGGCCGCUCAAUAAAAAGGAGAACUUGAAAAAAGAGGUGGACGUAAUCAGUGUACCGACGAAGGAUCAGAUGAUAGUGCAUGAGCCCAAGAACAAGGUGGACCUCACCAAGUACCUCGAGAACCAGAAGUUCCGUUUCGACUACGCUUUCGACGAUUCCUGCACAAACGAAGUUGUCUACAAGUAUACGGCUAAGCCGUUAGUGCAGACGAUAUUCGAGGGUGGCAUGGCGACCUGCUUCGCCUACGGACAGACUGGCUCCGGCAAGACGCAUACCAUGGGUGGUGACUUCCAGGGCAAAACACAAGACUGCAAGAAAGGUAUAUACGCAAUGGCGGCGCGGGAUGUGUUCGCGUAUCUCAAGUCGCCUAAAUACAAGCCAUUGAAUCUUAUAGUGUCUGCCUCCUUCUUUGAAAUAUAUUCUGGAAAGGUGUUUGACUUGUUGGCGGACAAAGCGAAGCUGCGUGUACUGGAGGACGGCAAGCAACAAGUGCAGAUUGUGGGACUCACGGAGAAAGUCGUCGACAAUGUCGACGAGGUGCUCAAACUCAUACAGCAUGGCAACGCCGCGCGGACCUCCGGACAGACGUCAGCGAACUCGAACUCGUCGCGGUCGCACGCGGUGUUCCAGAUCGUGGUGCGGUCGCCGGGCAUGCACCGCGUGCACGGCAAGUUCUCGCUGAUCGACCUCGCCGGCAACGAGCGCGGCGCCGACACCUCGUCCGCCAGCCGCCAGACGCGCAUGGAGUCCGCAGAGAUCAACAAGUCGCUGCUGGCGCUCAAGGAGUGCAUCCGCGCGCUGGGCAUGAAGGGGCAGAACCAUCUCCCCUUCCGCGUCUCCAAGCUCACGCAGGUCUUGCGCGACUCCUUCAUCGGGGACAAGUCCCGCACCUGCAUGAUCGCCAUGAUCUCGCCCGCCAUGUCCUCCUGCGAGCACUCCCUCAACACGCUGCGGUACGCCGACCGAGUCAAGGAGCUGGGCAGCGCGGACCCGGCGCGGCGACAGGACGACGCUGAUGUAGACAUGGACCAGCCUCCCGCACAUGAUCUGGCACAGCUGAGGUCACUCAAUGAAGGCGACAUGUCCGCGGAGAUGUACACGUUCCACGAGGCCAUCGACGAGAUGCAGCGCGCGGAGGAGGAGGUCCUGGACAACCACAAGGCCAUCUCCGACUACCUCCAGCAUGCUCUGCAGCGCUGCAACCAACUGCUCGCCAUCACCAGGGACGUCGACUACGACCAGGAUGCGUACGCGACGCAGUGGGAGGAGUUGCUGAACGAGCAGUUGGCAGUACUGGCGCAGUCGCGGGACCUGGUCGCAGAGUUCCGCGCCAAGAUGCAGCAGGAGGAACACAUCUCGCGCCGCAUACAGCCGCCCCCGCGCCACCACUAGGGUCUGCCACACCCACUACUACUCCGGAUCGUGUCUCAUCAUACUACUCAUGGAACACCUGUCUAAUGAUCCAUCUCCACCAUCUCCGGAUGGAGCAUGCCAUUUAUUGAAUACGUCGUGAGGUACCCUUCCCGUACCGAAUGACUGGAAUCGUCCACUAGGAGACAGGUCGCUACUACCGGCUUACUUGUUAGUAUUACGACAAGGUACCUUUACAACAGACUGACCGCUAGUCGUUUCGUUUUCGCCUUCAUUACAAUAAAACAUUAAUUCCAAGAUGCACCUUAAUGUCUUGAAUGCUCCUUAACAAAAUGUACAAAGUGGAUGAUUUUGAAAGUCGGAUAAAAAUAGGAAUUUUUGAGAGCGGAGCUUAGACAAGUUUUGUAAAAAGUUAAGAAUCUCGUUGUUCACAUAUUAGGAAAGUCGAAUUUUAUUCCUUUGUCGUAUCGACGGCGACGUUGCGUUAAUACGCUCUAACCGCAGCCAUAAGAUGGCGGCCGGGCACGUGACAACUAGCGCCGACGUACAAAUGACAGCGCAUCUGUGUAUAAAGCAAUCAGUAUUGAGAUAAAUUCAACGUUUGGUGACCGUGUGUAGCUGGCCUACUGUAUAAUCGCUUCAAUUUUGAUUUGCCUGCGUUUGGAUACAUGAGCGAGUUGUGACCACUCUGUUCGAUAUUAUUGUAAAGCUUAGUAUACCGAGGUAUGUGCCGUCGUGUUGGAAACGAGAGACUGUUACUGUACUAGCGUAGUGUUUGAAGCACAAAUGUUGGCCGGCGCCGGGACGCGAGGCUCCGUCGCGUGGCCCAGUGCGAAGCGGUGUCACACUACACGACCUGUUACGAGUAUCGUUAGUAAUACCUACAUUUAGUUUCUGUAAUACUUUAUACAGUACUAAAGUCUACGUUGGUUGGAUUCACUUAUCGACAAUAUACGUAAUUUGUGUUGAGAUUUUGCCCUAACAUUUAGUUGUAUUAUUAUAGUUAACGCUGGUCGGUAAGUGAAUUGAUACCUUCGCGUACUAAAGAUACAAAGUAUGUGUUAGACAUCGGUAGAUACGUUUAUCGAUCGAUACCUAACAUGUAAUCGAAUCAUGUAAUUGUAAGGUGCGAGACAUUACCCUAUUAACGAUAAGUCACUUAUUCUGGAUGCAUUUAACUUUCGCUAAAGGCCUAUUGUCGAACUGUAGAUAUUUUUAUAUACCGGGAGAUUUGGAAGUACAAACGUGACAGUGAGGCGGACCCAGUGAUUGUGAUGUAGUUCCUCAUUGGCGCGACUAGAUGGCACCAGCGGGCACUCCGCACCCAGGCAAGCUACGGAAUUUAUACGCUAACACUCAUCUGCUUCUUGUAACUGUAGCCUUGAUUUUAUUAGAAUUGUGAGUCUAACUUCAAUUUAUUAUGUUAGGGGUCGUUUUUUAGACCAAAACUGCGUUUAUUUUGGAGCCGUUCUUAGAAUAGAGGUGGAAGGCGCAGGUCACGUUCGUUUGUCGGAAGCCCUAGUUGCGCCAAUGUUUUUAAACACGAAUGUAACUAAAAUUCUGUCCAUUAUAUAUUGUAGACCUGUAACUUGGUACCUUUUAUUUUCACACUUGGCUGCGCUGGAUUCAGCCAAGCGUUGUCGAUUAUUGGUAAUAAUGUUUUUGAGCCUUUACUAUAGUACUUCAACUUGGCCUCUUGCCCAUUAAGCCAAGAUUGACAGCUUUGACGGAUAAGUUACUGUGUUGCUGUGAUUAGUUCUCAUGACAAAAUUGUUUAUAUGUAAUGUGUUUGGCGUGACGAAGUACUCGAAAUGUUGUGAAAUACUUGUUUUAAAAUUAGAUAUUUUGAAUGAAAAUGGUGAAUUAAUAAUUUACGCAUCGAACGAGGAUCGUUUUUGUCUUGAUCAUGUAACAAUUAGAAGCAG